AUGCGAUCUACCGCUAUCAGGUCAGCAAACGCUCAAACACCAGCAGACCUGAGUCGUGAUAUCGAGUUUGAGGCAAUGAAAGCACAACUUCGCCAGAUCACUUCAAAGAUCCAUCAGGCAACAAGUGCUGCACCAGAGAUCGACCGAGUCAUUCAAGAAACACAGAAGACACCCUUCACCCCGCGCGUAGCUAGUCUGCCCGUUAGACACCUGGAGAAGCUCAAGAUCAAAAUCUAUGAAGGCAAAACCAACCCCCAAUUCCUGACCUCGUUCGGGAUCUGCAUGAACCGGUACCAGUUCAGGCCAGCCGAGGAAAAAGACGCGGUCCAGUGCCAGCUGUUUGUACAGAUUUUGGGCGGGAUUGCCCUCGACUGGUUCUCACAGCUCGAGGCAAACUCGAUAAACAAUUACAAGGAGCUAACCACGGCUUUCGUCAAGCACUUUUCCAUGUUUAUUGGACAGAACACCAAGAACUCCGAGCUGUGGCAGAUAACUCAAGGUGCAAACGAGAGCCUUCGCGACUUCAUCCACCGCUUCAAGACAAUAGUCGCCCACUGCACGAUCAGUGACGAAGCUGCUCUGUCUACAGAAGGGAGCUCGAAUAAAGACAAGCUUCCGAAGCCAAUCAAACACAACCCUCCGCAAACCUUGGAGGACGCAUUACACCGAGCUAAUACAUAUAUCGUGGAAGAGGAGGAGGAAGCAGCCCACGAGCAAAGCUACACCGCAAAACAUCCCGAAAGACCUAAGACCAACACUUACGAGCCCCAAUCAGGUUACGGUAGAGGGUAUGAGAAUCGCAAAAAAUUCUACGCCAACGCAAUCCAACAGCCGACCAAACAAUAG
Eutrema salsugineum is the source of this 846-nucleotide messenger RNA. RefSeq lists its product as uncharacterized. The transcript has a single exon. Lineage: Eukaryota; Viridiplantae; Streptophyta; Magnoliopsida; Brassicales; Brassicaceae. The record is from RefSeq and is a predicted model, not a curated record. The coding region runs from base 1 to 846 and encodes 281 amino acids.